AUGAAGAUUCUAUUUUUAAUACCACUCUUAUUAGCCACUUUAACAUCUGCCGAUAAAGCCCCCAAAAUCAAAAAGAACCCAAAAGAUAUUGUGGCAAUUGCUGAUUUCCCCUUUGGUGGUGAUAAAGAAAUUAAAGGAAAUGUUAUAUUUACCGCUAAACAAGGUUCUUCAGUCAAUGUUCAUUUCGAUAUGACCGGAUUCCCCGCUGAUGGUGCUCCAUAUUAUUACCAUAUUCAUGAAAACUCCGUUCCUGCAAAUGGUGAUUGUGAAGCUGUUGGUUUACAUUUUAAUCCAUAUAAUGCUUCACCUGAUUGUCCAAAACAAAAACAUGAUGGAUAUUGUCAAGUAGGUGAUUUACUGGGUAAACAUGGUUUAGUUAAUACAACUUGUUUUGAAUUGAAAUUUGAAGAUCCUUAUUUAAGUUUAAAUAAAAAAUCAAAAUCAUAUAUUGUUGGUAGAUCAUUGGUUUUCCAUUAUAAAAAUAUGACAAAAUUAGCUUGUGCUGAUAUUGAAUUAGCUGAUGAUAUUAAAUUACAAAAUUUAAUUUUGGAAUAUACUCAAAGUGAUGAUUUGGAUCAAUUACAAGAAUUAAGAACUCCAAUUGAAGAAGGAUAUACUUUUGAUGAAUUGGAAGCAUUAUCAGCAGAAACUUAUGAAGAAUUAGAAAUUGAUGAAUUGUCAGGAGUUGCAGGACAAGAUGAAAAGAAUAAACAUUUGGAUAAGAAUAAGAAUUUUACUGAUGAAUCACUUAAACCUCAUUGGAAUAUAUCUAAAAAUUAUACAAAUUUAUCUACUCAUGGUGUUUCAACUGAUUGUGAAAAUUCAUCACCAAGUUAUACAAGUUUAAUUACUCCAGUAAUCUUGGGAUUCUUUGCUGGUAUGUUCAUUUAG
Hemisphaericaspora subhashii is the source of this 891-nucleotide messenger RNA. RefSeq names its product Sod6p (gene SOD6). Gene Ontology annotation, cellular component: extracellular region. Bases 1 to 891 code for a protein of 296 amino acids. The record is from RefSeq and is a predicted model, not a curated record. Gene Ontology annotation, molecular function: copper ion binding; superoxide dismutase activity. Gene Ontology annotation, biological process: removal of superoxide radicals. The transcript has a single exon. Lineage: Eukaryota; Fungi; Ascomycota; Pichiomycetes; Serinales; Debaryomycetaceae.